Rotaria sp. Silwood1 is the source of this 2205-nucleotide messenger RNA. The record is from the annotation of a GenBank genome assembly. NCBI's taxonomy places the organism in Eukaryota, Metazoa, Rotifera, Eurotatoria, Philodinida, Philodinidae.
AUGAGUGCUGACGAUUCAAAUAAAAUACAACCGAGUAUUAGUGGUAGUGCAUAUCUAUGGGAUUAUAUGACGAAACUAAAGGAUAAGGCAAAAUGUAAUAUAUGCUCUACUACUUUAAGUCGAAAAAAUGGCACAACUAGUGGACUACGUAAACAUUUACAUCAAAUGCAUAAACUUCCAUAUUUUGGUGUUAAAUCAAAAAAAGUAGACAUAAAACCGCAUCAAUUUUCUUCCGAUGAAAGAAAAAAACUGGAUUCAUUGAUAAUUAAUGCUAUCGUAGAAGAUGGACGUAGUUUCGGUGACAUGAGAAAACCAGGCGUAUUGAAAGUAUUUAAUCAUUUAGCACCCGGCUAUUCGCCUCCUCAUCGUAAUUCUGUUCAACGACGAUUAAAGCGAUUACAAUCUGAACAAAAAUUAAUACUUACCAAAGAUUUAUCAAAAAUUCAGUCUUUAGGUAUAACAUGUGAUUUUUGGACUGACAAACGACUUUAUUCUUAUUUAUGCUUAACUGGUCAUUAUAUAACAUCGAAUUACCAGUUUGUUUCAAAAAUACUUUCGUUCUCAUGGUUUCAUCAUCGUCAUUCUUCUACGAACAUUUCCAUGGUUAUUAAGAAAGAACUCAAGGAGUUGAAUGUAUUGGAAAAAACACGGUCGAUCACAACCGACGGUGCUGCUAAUAUGGCGAAAAUAGGUGAAACGCUUAAUGGUGGUACAGAACAAAUAUACUGCGUAGCCCAUCGUCUUCACUUGGUGGUAUGCAAUGGGCUUGGACUUUGGGUUCGUAAACAAAAAACCCUAUAUUCAUCAAAUAAUGAUGCAAUAUCAAAAAUUGAUAUAAUUGAAGAUGAUUCCGAUGAAGAAGAUUUUACUGAUGAUGUUCAAUUCAUUUCACAACCAUCAUCAAUCACUACUUCAUCAAGUUCACUGGAAUCAUUAAAUAAUUCAUCGGAUGUUCCGUAUGAAUUAUUAAGCAUAAAUCCUGAUAAUAAUGUCAGUAUAAAUGAAAAUUUAAUGGAUGAUGAACUGGAUAAUUUUUCGAACGAUAUUAUUGAUAACUGGUCGAUUGAUGUUAUUGAAGAUCUUGACACAUCAUCAGGUGAAACAGUACAACUACAUAUAGGUAAUUUAAUGAAAAAAUGUAGAUCCAUGGUUAAAUUAAUAAAUAAAUCAUCUAUUCUCACGAAUUACGUUGUUAAACUUAAGCAACAAUUCAAUAUUCAUCAUUCUCUUCAAUUGGAUUGUAAAAAUAGAUGGAAUUCAUCUCAUCAAUUAAUUGAAGUUAUGUUAAUGUACAAAAAAAUUAUCAAUAAGAUUCAUAGUGAAAAACGUGAUAUUAAUCUUAAUAAAAAGCAAAUGAACAAACUUUCUUCAAUCGAAUUAGAUCAAUUUGAUUGGAAAAUGCUUGAAUUAUUGGACUUUGUCUUGAAGCCAUUCGUACAAGCAACAAAGCUUCUAAAUGGUACACCAUAUCCUACCAUUGGUAUUAGUUAUUUUGCCAUUGUUCAAAUUCGAGAUUUUCUUGAAGAUUCAAACACUGUUGAUGAUGAUGAUUGGAAAAUUUUAUUUAAUUUCAAAGUACUAUUAUUAAAUCAGCUUGAAAAAUACUUCUUUGGAAAAGACGAACAAUGGCAAUUGAUGAAAAGUCAUGCUUAUUUCGAUCCUAUUGGUUACGGAUGUUUAACGCGACGAGAAAAACGAGCAGUUGAAUCCAAUAUUUUUGAAUCGCACGAUCAACAUAUUAUUGAAGAAACGGUCGAUGAGCAAGAAGUUAAUCAGACGCAAUCGAAAUCAAGUGUGAAACGUAAAUGUGAAUCAUCAAAGGCAUCAACGAUGACAAAAUUUCUUAAUUCAGUUGGUAAAAAAUCUGCAUCUUCAUCAAUGAGUCUAACAACAACUAACAAGAACACAUUAGGUGAAGAAAUUGCUACUUAUAGAACAUUAGCUCAAAGAGAAUAUAAUUCUAUAGUUGAUGGCGAUAAAGACCCUGAUGUAAUGCAAUUUUGGCAAUCACAUCAAAUCGAAUUGCAACAUUUAUCUAAAAUUGCUGCUUCUUAUCUUUCUACUCCAGCUAUUUCUGUUACAUCGGAAUAUGCAUUCAGUACGGCCUCAUAUCUACUACGAAAACAACGGUCUCAUUUAACACCCAUCAAUUUAUCUCAUUCAAUGUUUCUCAAAGAUAAACUUUACACCAAUUUUAACGCAUAG